CCCUCCAUCCAAGCCUGUGCCGCAGCCGCAUCGCCACCGCAGCCCCGGCAGAGCUGAGCCCGGCCCAGGCCCCUGUCCCUGCCCGGCCCUUGGCCUGCCGCCCCUGGCUCCGCCCCCGCCCGCGGGCCACCCCUAGCGGCUCCGGUGUCCCCUCGGCGCCCCCAGACCCCGGCCUCCAGCAUCGAGGCAGGAGGCAGGGAGCAGCAGCAGAGGCAGGAGAACGAGGAGGAGGAGGAGGAGGAGGAGCCGUCGCAGGAUGAAGGAUCGGACUCAGGAGCUGCGGAGUGCGAAAGACAGUGAUGAUGAGGAGGAGGUGGUCCAUGUGGAUCGGGACCACUUUAUGGAUGAGUUCUUUGAACAGGUGGAAGAGAUCCGGGGCUGCAUUGAGAAGCUGUCGGAGGAUGUGGAGCAAGUAAAAAAACAGCAUAGUGCCAUCCUGGCUGCCCCCAACCCAGAUGAAAAAACCAAACAGGAGCUGGAGGACCUCACUGCAGACAUCAAGAAGACGGCCAACAAGGUUCGGUCCAAGUUGAAAGCGAUCGAGCAGAGCAUUGAACAGGAGGAGGGGCUGAACCGUUCCUCUGCGGACCUGCGCAUCCGCAAGACCCAGCACUCCACGCUCUCUCGGAAGUUCGUGGAAGUAAUGACCGAAUAUAACGCGACUCAGUCCAAGUACCGGGACCGCUGCAAGGACCGGAUCCAGCGGCAGCUGGAGAUCACCGGAAGGACCACGACCAAUGAAGAACUGGAAGAUAUGCUGGAGAGCGGAAAGUUGGCCAUCUUCACCGAUGAUAUCAAAAUGGACUCGCAGAUGACGAAGCAGGCGCUGAACGAGAUCGAGACGAGACACAACGAGAUCAUCAAACUGGAAACCAGCAUCCGCGAGCUGCAUGACAUGUUUGUGGACAUGGCCAUGCUCGUGGAAAGCCAGGGUGAGAUGAUUGACCGCAUUGAGUACAACGUGGAACAUUCCGUGGACUAUGUGGAGCGAGCUGUGUCCGACACCAAGAAAGCUGUGAAAUAUCAGAGCAAGGCCCGGAGGAAGAAAAUCAUGAUCAUCAUUUGCUGUGUGGUGCUGGGGGUGGUCUUGGCGUCAUCCAUUGGGGGGACGCUGGGCUUGUAGGCCCCCCACCCCAUCUCUCCCAGACCCCUCCCCUACCACAUCAGGAGCAAUACCCCCACCAGCCCUUUCCAUCCCCUGCUCCAGGCUCACCCCCAAGACAGACCCAGGCAGCCCCCCUUCACCCCCAUUAGACCCUGGAGUCCCUGGACCUCCCCCUGCCACGGACCACCCCUGCCCCCCGCACGUAGAUAGCAGCAGGUGUGAUUCCACAUGCACACCAACAUGCAUGCCGCUGGCACAUGCUCGAGACGUGUGGACACCCCAGCGUGUGUGUGUACGUGUGUAGAUGUGUGUAGAAUCACCAAAUCACUCUUCUUACCCCCCACCUCGAGUCUGUGCUGUCUGAGCUUCCCCCCUUCUCUUGGGUUGUUGUGUAGACUAUGAUCAGGUACAACAGAGCAGCCCACCAAGCCCCACUCUGUCUUCUGUGAAUAGGUGUGUGUGUGUGUGUGUGUGUGUGUGUGGCCACAGAUCUGUGGACACACAAUUUGUGUGCGUGGAAUUUUGUGUUUGAGUGUUUCCAUCUAGUGCAACAUCACUUCCUCCACUGACGCCCCUCCCCUGUGUCUGCUGUAAAUGGGGUGGGUUGCGUGGGCACAGACACUCACAUUCACUUUCCCAGAGGAUCCAGGGAGACCCAAAUACACAUAGGCCGUGGCAGACACCCAAGCAUGAUACAGAGCACCCUUCUGGCUUAGUCACCCCAGGGGCUGACACAUGUCCUGGGGAGUGUGUGUGUGUGUGUGUGUGUUGUCAGCCUGUGGAGUUCAGCCAAGGUGAGUGGAAGCAUAUGUGUGUAAAUAACCUGGCUUGGCCUGUGUAUACAUGUGCACUUCCCCCAGCAGGUGAUGAGAGGGACACGUGUGUGUGUGUCUCAAGGGUGUACAUGAAGUGUUGGCAGGUCUUCUCCUCAGACAGAGCUCUCCAUAUCGUGCACUGGACACCUGUUUUGGGUGGGCACAGAAAUCUGUAUUUCUGUGCUGUCUAGAAUAUCGGUGUGUGUGUGUGCAUGUGUGUGUAUGGAGGCUUUCUACAUAGUGUUUCUGCCCCUGUGUGUUAUACACACACACAUUUAUCUUUAAAGACGUGUGCCCCAUCCAGGUUUGUUUAUGCAGAUUUACUUACCCCCCCACUUCCCCGAGCCACUGACCAGUAUCUGGUAUGGCUACACACUGCUACGUCAACAUUGUACAACUGGAGCUUCCUGCCUGCAAAGUCUCAGAGCCCCUGUGCACACAUGCCCAGAUGCUUAUCUUUCUCUGUCUCUGCCAGAGGAUAGGCCUGCACCUGUGAAGGUUUGGCACACCUCAGUCUGCUGACACAUGCCAUGACUGAGGAGGGCAUGUGCAGGUGGCCACACUCAGGCACACACAUACACACUGGAGCACCCGUGCAUGCUAACAUGGGCAUGGUGCCCCUGCAGGCCUGCACCCAUUUGCACACGAAUGCCUCCUGAAAGGGCUAUUGGUAGGAAAUGUUAGUGAUGAGGCAAAUGUCGAGGGCCAACCCAGACAAAUUAACAAUGAGAGCAUGCCUGCCUCCCACACACUGACCUCAGAGCUGGGAGAGGCCAAUGUUUGUCCCCACUGCCUCAGGGACCCUUGAGUUUGGGGAACUGUUUAUUUCAGACGUACUGGAACGCCCAGUGUGGCAGUGGCCACUCAGGAUGCGCUAAGUCCCAGGACCCAUCCCCUGAUACUUCUGCUGAAAUGUUGGCAAUAGCUGUUCCCCCAUCAGGGUGACACUGAAGGUGGGACACAGGCCUGGGUUUCUGACGGUGAGGAAAGGGCUAGCUCCUCCCUUGUUGUGUGGACAACAAACGCAUGGGUGGUUUGUGCAUUUGGUGGCAGGUGAGAAGUACACGAGGGAGGACAGUGUCAGAAGCCCCCCACUCCGUGGCCCAGGAACAUGGACCCACACUUACAGGAUGGAACGCACAGGUGCAGGAAUGUGCCCUGCCCUGGGCUUGGGGGCACAUGUGCACA
Molecule: messenger RNA, 3108 nt
Organism: Equus quagga
Lineage: Eukaryota; Metazoa; Chordata; Mammalia; Perissodactyla; Equidae
Gene: STX1B
Product: syntaxin 1B
Exons: 10
Coding region: 257-1123 (288 amino acids)
Biological process (GO): exocytic insertion of neurotransmitter receptor to postsynaptic membrane; intracellular protein transport; vesicle fusion
Cellular component (GO): plasma membrane; endomembrane system; SNARE complex
Molecular function (GO): SNARE binding; SNAP receptor activity
Source: RefSeq, a predicted model, not a curated record